UAUACAUGUUUGUCUUGUUUAUUUUGGUAGAAAAUGAUGCAUCCUGUUGCCAGCAGUAAUACAGCUUUCUGUGGGACUGGCAAGAGUUCUUGCCUUAAUGAAGACAACGUGAGAGCCACUGACCAGUUUGAUUUAUAUUCCACACAGCAAAGCAAAUACAGCCACGCAGUCAGCCACAAACCAAUUGCAUGCCAGAGACAAGACACGUUAAAUGAGUCGCACUUGCAGACCGCAAGUGGCAGGAAUAUAGAGACAAAAGAUGAACUAAAGAAAAAGAAAAACCUUAACCGGUCUGGCAAACGCGGAAGGCCUUCGGGGACCACAAAAUCAGCAGGGUACCGAACCAGCACAGGUCGACCCCUUGGGACCACCAAAGCAGCUGGAUUUAAGACAAGUCCAGGCAGACCCUUGGGUACAACUAAAGCUGCAGGAUACAAAGUCAGCCCAGGGAGACCUCCAGGAAAAAAGCAGCAAGCCUUCAGGUGUUCCAGUGAUGCCUAACACAUAAUGAGCUGGACUUUAUGCUGUACUUUACAAUAGGUGUGUUGCAUUUUUUGGGGGACUGUGUAUGCACUGGCAACUAAGACAAUGAACCUCAACAGUACUGGAUGGCUUCUUAGUCAAUGUGUAAAUUAAUGGCAGCGAAACUGCUACUAAAAUAUAGUUUCUCCACGCUGAAGCUAUGAAAUCAGUCGUACAUUCUGUUUCUCAACAAACUCAAAAGUAUGAGACUCUUAGUAAUUUUUCUGAGAAUGGUUUAACUUCUGACACACAAAAUGCUAACAUGAGCUAAUCACCCUCAGGAUAUGUGUUGUAUUGGCUGUUUAUCAGAUGAUUUUUUUUUUUCAACAAAAGGCUGCUUUAAACCCUUUCCUGAACUCUUCUUGGAAAGCAGUCCUCUUCAGCUGAAUGUAAUAACUACAGAAGUGUCAUGCCAUGCUGGCAAGAAACAUGUUGCAUGUCACUAAUGUAUCUUCAAGUAACUCCACUACUUACCUUCUGUUUAUCCUGUUCACCUGUUUCAUUUUGCACUUGUGCAUCUACUCAAUGGUGCUGUGCUGUGUGUCAGGAGAUAAUGCAGGUGUAUUAUUCUUCUUCUAGUAUAAUGAAUUUUGUAUUCAAGUAUGCUGAUGAAAUAAUGAAAUUGUCUAAGCAAUUUAUGUUCAUUACAGUGUUUAUUAAUUAUAUCAGAUGAAAUAUAAUCCCAGUAAAAAUGAUGAACAUUGUCAGUUUUCGUGAAAGGAUGAACGUAAGCUAGAAAACUGUGUUCACAGAGUCUGGAAAGGGCCUCUUGGCACCCUGGAUUUUAAGACCAGAAGUACACUGCUGGGCAUUUCCUGAUUCUGGUUUAUUUUAUAUUUGAGUAUAGUUUUUGUGCCAUGCUGUGAGGGGAAAAAGAAGUCAAGAAGUCAAAGUGAAAUAUGAAUGGAAUCUUCAGAUAUUUUUGCUUUGCCUAUAUAUAACUUGUGCUUUUUAUUUUUCCUUUUUCUUUUCUUUUAACCCUGUCUCUUGUCAUGACAAACACUGAAACAGCAUGUUUAAUGCCUAAAUUUUGCUGUUAUCAAUGGGAAAACUGGCCUUUUUCCCCAUAUUAUGAAAACAUUAUUUGCAAAGUAAAUGGCUAAUUUUAUACUAUGUACCAUAAUUCUGUUCUUCAUAAACUAGAAUUACUGUUAUGUAUUAACACUGUUCAGAAAAUGAUCUGUACGUCAUGUUUGUGUGUUAAUGAUUUCUUUUAAGUAUCAGAUUUCUACUAUGUCUUAUUUAUACAUACGUGAAACCAUUACCAUCAUUAAGGAGUAACAGCAAGCUAAUACAAAAGCCACUGUUUAAAGUGCAUACAGUAACUUCUAUUCGAUUUCUGAUUGCAUUUAAACUCUAGAACCAAAUAAUUUUGCUACUGUUUUAAGUCUUGCACUGGACAUUUUCAGAAUACUAGCAGCACGGUUUGGCAGGAAAAAGAAAGAUGGCUGCCAUCAGAAGGUAGCUAACUUUUAAACCUAUGGUGGUAUUUUUCAACAUCAGCAGUUGGCUUGGUCAUUUGAGCAACAGUCUUUACAUGUUACAUUUACUUCAAAUUAAUCAAAGAAAACAUCAAAACCCAUUGAACAUCUCUUUUCUGAAGUGUGCUUUCGUUUCGCCAGAGAUUUUUCUUAAGCGUUCAGUCAAGACCCUACCAAACCAAGUAAUUAAGAAGUGAUGUGUCUGAGAAAAGAAUCACUUUGAUCUAAAAUACGUAAAGUAAUUCUGAUCAGAACUUCACUUUUUUUUCCAUUUUGAAGAGCUUUAAAAGGCAGAGCAGUUUAAGGUUAUUUGUCUAUUGGUUUCAUUAGUUAUGACUCUGCUUUUUUGUUACUAUAUGUACAGUAAUGUUUCAUACUAUCCCUAUAGACCAUUACAAAUAAAACAAUCGCAGUUGUAAAGACUUUGAAAUGCAAACAUUGUUUCUGACCACAAGAUAAGUUUGUUCCUCUUUUAUUAUAAUGCAUAUAUUUUAACGUUGCUUAAAUAUAUUUAUGAACUCUAGUUAGAGACUAGAGCUUUUUCUUUGCAUUUUUUUCCAAGUAGGUAAAUUUUUUUUAUGAAAAAUAUGAUGAUGGUAUGAUCAUUUUUUAGGAACGUUAUGCUCAUUGCUUGGUAAUUUGGACCACUUUGAUUCUUUAUCUUUUACAAUUUGCUUUUCCACAGGUUCAUUUUGGAGGAAACAAUUAUCCAUUAAGUAACUUAGAUCAGCACCCUGCCCUCUGCUGUAAAAAGCCUGAUUAGAUACUGUGUAUGUUUUUAUGUCCAUGAACUUGAGCUACUCGUGUGCAGUUAUGUGUAUGGGAAUGGAGUAGUGUUCAUGAUCUGUAUUUACAUCAUCAUAUGGAUGUAUAUUUAUUAAUAAAGUCAGUACUUUAAAACCAAA
Gavialis gangeticus (Gharial) is the source of this 2908-nucleotide messenger RNA. RefSeq names its product chromosome unknown C5orf24 homolog (gene CUNH5orf24). The transcript is spliced from 2 exons. The coding region runs from base 34 to 501 and encodes 155 amino acids. The record is from RefSeq and is a predicted model, not a curated record. Lineage: Eukaryota; Metazoa; Chordata; Crocodylia; Gavialidae.